This is a messenger RNA of Macrosiphum euphorbiae (potato aphid), 360 nucleotides long. NCBI's taxonomy places the organism in Eukaryota, Metazoa, Arthropoda, Insecta, Hemiptera, Aphididae. The record is from the annotation of a GenBank genome assembly.
AUGCUAUCUAAGAAGCGUAAAUAUGAAGAGGCUCAUCGAGCUUUUAAUACAGACUGGGAGGAAGAAUUCGCUUUUAUAGAAAGAAACGGUAAGCCAACGUGUCUUUUAUGUCAAGUAACUUUGUCACAGUUCAAGGCCAGUAAUCUAAAACGCCAUCAUGACAGAAACCGCAGUAGUUUUAAUAAAGAUUUUCCUUUUGGCUCCAAGUCAGGGAAAACCAAACUUAAAUCACUAAAAGAAAAACCUGUGACUGUUUCAUCACCAAUAACAAAUAGUACAGCAGUUGGAGAGUUGCAGCUACUAGAACUGCAAGAGGAUGAAGGACUAAAAGGACUCAAACGAGUGGGGUUUCUACCAUAG